Helianthus annuus (common sunflower) is the source of this 1428-nucleotide messenger RNA. RefSeq lists its product as uncharacterized. The record is from RefSeq and is a predicted model, not a curated record. Bases 1 to 1428 code for a protein of 475 amino acids. The transcript has 3 exons. NCBI's taxonomy places the organism in Eukaryota, Viridiplantae, Streptophyta, Magnoliopsida, Asterales, Asteraceae.
AUGUCAGAAGGUUAUUCUGGGGAUGUUGGUACUGAGGAAGAAAACGGAUAUGGAGGUAUGUUUGGUCCCGAGAUCGAGAUAGGUAAUUGGAGAGAUGGUGGUAACGGGCAACAUAUAUUUAUGAAGGCAGCGCUUGGAUCUGGUUUUAAUAAUAACAUUCAUGGGGAAUAUGAGGAGAAUUUGGGGAGAAACACAGAAGUGGAUUUUGACUUUAUGGUGGCAGAAGCUAACAAAAAGGGUUUUGAGGUAUUAAAUUUGAGAAAUUUUGGGGAGCAGGAAAAUUCGAGAUGGAUCAUGUUCCGGCAGCUGGAAGAUUUGGAGGAGUCGUUAGCAUUUGGGAUCCGGGUGUCUUCAAGCCCUAAACCGCUUAGAAUCUUCAACUCCUGGUUGGAGAGAAAGGAUUUUGAUGAAGUGGUUAAUAAGGCGUUUGGAAAUUCUAAAGGCGGUGGGGAGUCUGAUGUGGUUUUAAUGCAGAAAUUUAAGGCGAUCAGGGAGGUUAUAAAAAAAUGGAAAAAGGACGUGUUAGCUAAGGAAGGAGAAAUGGAGAGGACUCUUAAAGAAGAUCUAGAACAUCUGGAUGAGUUGUUAGAAAUUAGGGAGUUGUCCGAAGAGGAGGAAUGGGCCAAAUCGGUUUGUUUGAAAGAUUUAAAGGAGUUGGAAGGUUAUAGAAUUAAAUAUCUCAAACAAAGAGCUAGAAUUAGAUGGGAUUUGGAAGGGGAUGAAAAUCCGGCCUUCUUUCAUGGAUAUAUUAAUAGUAGGCGCGCUAAUAACAAUAACCCUGGGCUGUUGAUAGAUGGAGUGUGGACUUCUACCCCAUCCCUGGUCAAAAAGGAGAUUUUGGGAUUCUUUAAAAGGGCUUUCAAGGAAAAUAUCAAAGAUAGACCUAAGCUUAAUUGCCAUAAUAUUAAGCGUUUGUCGGAGGAGGAAGCAGCGUCCCUGAUGGUCCCGUUCAGGAGUGAAGAAAUUAAGAUUGCGGUGUUUGAGUGUGGAGCGGACAAAGCUCCUGGGCCAGACGGUUUUAACUUCAAAUUCAUCAAAAAGUAUUGGAACUUAUUUGAGAGUGAUUUUUCUAACUUGUUAGCUUCAUUUUACAGUGAAGGUUCGAUUUCGGAAGGAUGCAGCUCGUCUUUCAUUACUCUUAUACCGAAAAACAAGUAUCCGGUGGGGCUGAAAGACUAUAGACUGAUCAAUCUCAUCGGGGUGAUAAGCAAAACUAUAUCCAACAUCCUUGCUAAUUGGCUUAAUAAGGUGAUUGGGGCCAUCAUUUCAGAAAAUCAGACGACAUUUCUUAAAGGUAGGUAUAUCCUCGAUAGUCCUUUAAUGUUAAAUGAACUUAUCGCGUGGAUUAAAAAAGAGAAGAAAAAGGCUUUCCUUUUAAAAAUUGAUUUUGAAAGGCUUAUGAUAAUGUUAAUUGGAAGUUUCUUCUAG